Messenger RNA from Pelobates fuscus (common spadefoot toad), 1890 nucleotides. RefSeq names its product cytochrome P450 3A4-like. The coding region runs from base 79 to 1605 and encodes 508 amino acids. NCBI's taxonomy places the organism in Eukaryota, Metazoa, Chordata, Amphibia, Anura, Pelobatidae. The transcript has 13 exons. The record is from RefSeq and is a predicted model, not a curated record. Gene Ontology annotation, molecular function: iron ion binding; steroid hydroxylase activity; heme binding.
UGCCCGAGCCUCUGAGACGUGCAAAGAGAGCAAGAACAUAAACAAGCUGAAACUCGAAUACUGCAAGGAAACAGAAACAUGAAUCUCCUUCCUAACUUCUCUAUUGAAACAUGGCUCCUGCUAGCUCUAGCCCUGGUACUAUUAGCAUUCUACGGCAUCUGGCCUUAUCAGUUCUUCAAAAAAUAUGGGAUUCUUGGUCCAAAACCUUUGCCUUUUAUUGGGACAUUCCUUGAAAACAAGGACGGUAUUUUUGAAUUUGAUAUGGCAUGUUUCAAGAAAUAUGGACGUGUAUGGGGAUUUUAUGAUGGACGUAAGCCAGUGCUCGCUGUUAUGGAUCCUGUAAUCAUUAAAUCUGUCUUAGUCAAAGAAUGCUACACCAUAUUUACCAAUAGAAGGAAUUUUGGUCUCAAUGGUCCAUUGAAUUCAGCGGUAUCUAUUGCUGAGGAUGAACAGUGGAAGAGAAUUCGUACAAUCCUAUCACCUACAUUCACCAGUGGGAAAUUGAAGAAGAUGUUUCCUCUAGUGAAGCAGUAUGGAGAUCUUUUAGUGCAGAAUUUACAGCAAAAAAUUGAAAGCAAAGAGCCUCUUAACAUGAAAGACAUCUUUGGAGGGUACAGCAUGGACAUUGUUUUGAGUACCUCAUUCAGUGUAAAGGUGGAUUCAAUAAACAACCCAAAUGAUCCAUUUGUCACCAACGCGAGGAAACUGUUCACCUUCUCUUUCCUAAAUCCUUUAUUCUUGCUGACCGUUAUAUGCCCAUUCCUUGUGCCUCUUUUGGACAAGAUGAACUUUUGUUUCCUUCCUUUAAGUGUUCUCAACUUUUAUAUGGAUGCUAUCAAAAAAAUAAAAAAAGAAAGAGAUCACAAUAAACAAUCGGAUCAAGUGGACUUUAUGCAACUAAUGAUUGAUUCCCAAAAUAAAGAAAACCAGUCAACAGAAGAUGAAAGUCAUGGAUGUAAAGAAUUGACAGACACUGAGUUAAUGGCACAGGCUCUAAUUUUCAUUAUUGCUGGAUAUGAGACCACAAGCACCACGAUGACAUUUGUGUCCUAUAACAUUGCGACAAACCCUGAUGUGCAGACAAAACUUCAGCAGGAAAUUGAUAAGUUUUUACCUAAUAAGGCUCCACCAACAUAUGAUGCUGUAAUGCAGAUGGAAUAUCUUGACAUGGUGAUUAAUGAAACCUUGCGACUCUAUCCUGCAGCUAGUAGAAUUGAAAGAGUUUGUAAAAAAACAACAAAUAUAAAUGGUGUAACGAUCCCACAGGGUGUUGUCACUGUUAUCCCUGUGUAUGCUCUGCAUCGGGACCCAGACAUUUGGCCAGAACCAGAGGAAUUUCGUCCUGAAAGGUUCAGUAAAGAAAACAAAGACAAUUUGGAUUACGUAUUUCUACCCUUUGGAAGUGGACCUCGAAACUGCAUUGGCAUGAGAUUUGCAUUGAUGAACAUGAAGCUUGCAUUUGUUACUUUAAUUCAGAACUUCACUUUCCGAACUUGCAAUGAGACUCCAAUCCCACUAGAAAUUGACACUCGUGGAUUUCUGAAGACUAAAAAACCUGUUAUUUUGAAUCUGAUCCCUAGAGCAGCUCAGAAAACAGAGGAUUAAAUGUGUAUGCAUUGCAAACAGACUGACAAGAUUAUUCACUAAAGUGUGAAUUGUGAGGAAGUCAAAGUGAAUUUCACAUUUUAGGCCAAAUUAGCUGAACUGAAAACACAAUUGACAUUUGUUUUUAUUUUUGGUCCAGACAUCUUGGUAUAAUAUAUGAAAUUCACUCUGAAUUCUCUUUGAAUUCCUGCCAAUUCACUUUAGUGAAUAAAUAUGCCAACAUAUGUAUAUAUACACAAUAUAUAAACUCCUGAGAAUACAAUGUAAUAAAGGAUAUGCUAUUUU